Erpetoichthys calabaricus (reedfish) is the source of this 4129-nucleotide messenger RNA. RefSeq names its product vasorin b (gene vasnb). The transcript is spliced from 2 exons. Bases 150 to 2132 code for a protein of 660 amino acids. Gene Ontology annotation, molecular function: transforming growth factor beta binding. Lineage: Eukaryota; Metazoa; Chordata; Cladistia; Polypteriformes; Polypteridae. Gene Ontology annotation, cellular component: plasma membrane; extracellular matrix. The record is from RefSeq and is a predicted model, not a curated record. Gene Ontology annotation, biological process: negative regulation of transforming growth factor beta receptor signaling pathway.
UUAGGAGAUACACACGGGACUGGCGUUCAGUGGAGGUGGGGAUUGCUGCUACUCCUUCGUGUUGUGGACGAGCGUAGUCUCCACGAGUCUGCCUAGGGUUUUUAUCAAGUCGCGAAGAAGGUCCUACGGACUCGGGUAACACCAUCGCCAUGAAGUGCCAUCUCUUCCUACUCCACUGCCUUCUUCUCACUUGCCAUCAGCUGUGUGUCCGGUGUCUUCCAAAAGGCUGUUUCGGCAACCCACUGCCGACUGUGUUCUGCAUUGACCGUCGUGACCGCACCUUUCCUCGUGGUCUUCCAGAAGACACCAAAGGAUUACAUUUGUUUGAGAACGCCAUCCGCUACAUAAGUGUGGAGGACUUUUCUGGACUAGGCCAGCUUGAGCUCUUGGAUCUUUCUCAGAAUUACAUUUCGGAACUCCCUGCCCAAGUGUUUCACCUACUGGUGCAGCUCCGAAACCUGGAUUUGUCUAGCAAUAUGAUUAAGGAGAUCACCAAUGGCACCUUUACGGGUCUCCGCUGGCUGGAACGCCUGUAUCUCUUUGGCAACCACAUCAGGACAAUCCAGGCAGGUGCCUUUGAUGGCCUGCACCACCUGUUGGAGCUUAAGCUGCACAAUAAUCAAUUCCAAGUGCUGCCCCCUUUACACUUGCCCAGCUUGCUCCUUCUGGAUACUGGCAACAAUCCUACUCUUCGCCUGACAGACCCCUCUUUCCACAUGGACAAACUUGAGACGCUGGUUUUGGCCGAAACAGACCUAAGUUCCCUGGAUGAGAAAGCCCAGAUGAAUCUGGAGAACCUUCACACGUUAGAUCUUUCUUUCGUUCGGUUGACUAGAAUGCCUUUGUUCCUGAGAACGAUGAAAAGUCUGGUAGUUCUUAAGCUAACAGGAAAUCACCUGAUUGGUGAAUUAAAGGAGGAAGACUUCAAAGGGUUACACAGUCUCCAGAGGCUGGACAUAAGUAGGCUGGGCCUGAAGACCCUUCCCGAGGGUUUAUUUAAAAACCUUCCGAAACUCGAGUUUCUAGCUGUGACAGAGAAUCCAUUUAACUGCAUCUGUUCCCUGGUCUGGUUCCCCAUGUGGCUGCAAAACGGUAAAGUCCUCUUGCUAAGCCCACAGAAUACCAGGUGCCACUUUCCACUGCAGCACGCGGGCAAAAUUCUAAGCCAGAUGGAUCAUCGCGAUUUUGGCUGUCCCACUACAACUACCCAAGUGACUACCACCAUUCGAACAAGUACAACUAAAAAAGAGCCCACCAUCCGAGCGCCCCUCACUCAGCCUCCAGUUAGAAGCAGCACCACCGAGGAGCAUUUGCCUGUGGCGGAGUUCUUGCCGACUACACCGUUUCAGAGUGUAACAACCAGUCCCGAAGUCCACAUCUGUCCCCAAAGUAUCUGCUUAAAUGGCGGGACAUGUCAGUUGGAUAGCAUGGGGCAGAUUGAAUGUACAUGUAGGCAAGGGUUUUCUGGAUUGUACUGUGAAAACAAUGAGACCCCGGUUGUGGCGUCUACGCCGUCACUGGAAAAAGAAACUGCUAUCACUGCUGGCCACACCACUAGCACUUCCAUCGAGGUCAACCUUCACCACUACGUGCAAGUCAGGCCAAAUCUCAAAGGUAUCCGUCUUACCUACAGAAACCUGUCAGGGCCGGACAAAAGGCCCAUGCAGCUCAGCAUACCGGCCUCCUACCCACAAUAUACGCUACGUGGCCUCUGCGCAAACUCGACUUACUACAUUUGCGCGAGCCCUUUGGGAGAGUCUGAGAGCAAAGACAGCUGCUGCAUGGAGGCUCAGACUGCAGUUUCGAGGCACCCUUCCCCAGUAACCCAAACAAAAAAGGCUCCCGAGACGACGAUGGUGGUGUCCGUAUUGGCCGCCGUACUGGUGGCAAUUGUGGCGAUGGCAGUUACAUUUUAUUGCCUGCGCAAGAAACGAGCAAAAGGCCACCCGGACCUGGGGGCAGACCCAAUGGAACUUGAAGGCGUCAAGACUUGCAUGGAGAGCGAGGCGUUGCCAAAGAAAGCGCCCGAGAUUUCCAGUGGCCAUAACAAUUUGGAAUUUGAGGUUCCCCUCAUGCAGAAGCACGGCCACAUUAAUAACAACGUUUCAGGUUUAAAGUCUUCGUACUUUUGAUCCAAAGGCUGUUGUUCCACAGGACGUCUCUGACAGGAAGCUCUCCUGGACUCCUUUUAUAAGAAAGACAAAGUUGUAAGAGGACGCCGGAUCCAUGAAGUUCUGGAACUUGUGUUGACUUUUGUACUGAACGACUAUUUUGGACCCCAGUAGGGGUCCAAACAGAACGGGUUGCUUUCACACUUGUAAAUAUUGUACAGGCCUCUUGUGCGUAACUUCACAUGGCAACAUGUAGUGUCACUUGUGAAAGCCACCAGACACUGGGGCGUUUUGGGUGUUUACUUACUCAAUAUUUGAGUUGACCACAAGAAUACUAAAACGACGACUCACAACAAACAAAGUACCUUUUGUAAACAUUAAAAUUUGUUCCGGUUGAUAUUUUAUACACUCGGAGCAUCAAUAUGCAGAUGAAGAAAGUUCUCUGUCACUGUUCGAUCAUGUUGAGAAUAGCAGGAGUGGACUCUGGGUAAUUUAUGCAAGGUUUUGCACUUUGGUCUUUGUGUGGUCUUACACCUUUUUUUUUCUGCUAUUGGCUACAAUCUGCUUUCAGGAUGACCCAAACAUUUAUUACAAAAAUGUAAUAUUUUGUCAGGAUGCAUACGAGUGGACAACCAUUCAUAGCUAUGAGUUUCAUGCAGUCCUUGAAGUGGAGAUUGGUUGUACUUUCUGUUAAAGUCUUAAUUUCUUUUGAGUGCUGAGACCACCGUACUUUGGAUCGGAGAGCGGGGUGUGUGUGCGACUGAGGGUCUGUUUGGGGGUUCCCCUAGGAGGUUGACGUAUACUUACAAUGCUCACAGUAGAUCGGAGACUGGGGGAAUUUCGAGCGGUGAGAUAUGCCCACUGCGGUGGCUUGGUGCCCUGCCCGAAAUUGGUUACUGCCUUGUGCCCUGUGUUGGCUGGGAUUGGCUCCAGCAGACCCCCGUGAACCUGUGUUCAGAUUCAGCAGGUUGGUAAAAGGAUGGAUGGAUGGAUGGAGAUAUGCCCAUGUUAGGUCUGAGAGCGCGGGGGGGGACUAGGAGUUACCUCACCAUUUUUAACUCCCCGAAAACAGAGACUUUUGACAACGGUCUCUUGAGCCGUACACUUAUUACGUCACUCUCACCUGAUUGGAUGCUGCUCAUUACAACACCUCAUUCCCUGAUUGGUCACCUUUCAAGAAAGAAAACCAAAUUCUGUAAACAUCUAAAUUGCAUUUUGUACGGUGUGAAUGCUUUAUAAUUGUAAAAAAAAGCAAUAAUUUACACGUCCCUACAGUUUUGCGAUAAAUCCCGUGGCUGAUAUAAUGAAAAAUCAAUAUCAUGAGACUAAAGCUUACAUAUUUUUGAGUGAAAUGGAUUUUUUUUAAACAUGCAAUUCAGUCUAACUAAUUUGUUCCAGAGGCUUUAUUCUUAACUAGCUGCCCCCCUGCGGCUCCACCCACAUAGCAGUGAAACAGGACAAACUUUAAAAAUCAAUUCAAAAAAUGUAAGUCUGGUCAAGGAGAAGGUAGGUACACUCCAGCAUCAAAUGUUACCACUGUAUCUGAUCGUGUUCAGCUCUGACAGGAGAGCGUCCCCCGCGUGGGGAGAAAAGCACAUGGCCGUGAUAUCUCUGACAAUCAGCAGCUACCCUCUAAAACACACGUAGCUCUGAUCUCUCUCUCUCUCAAAAGCAUCAAACAUUACACCUUAACAAUCUCUAGAUGAUAAUGUCUGCUGAACAAACGAGUAUCGCUAGCUAAGUGGAGGCGAGGUGCACUCCAACACGUGGCGAGAGGCAGAGCGACUAGAAUGAAGGCAGGCACAUGAGCGAGUGAGGAGGGCACCAGGCCCGGCUCCCUACUUCUGAGGCCCUGCCUCUCUCCCCUCAGCCUGCAGCCUCUCUCUCAGAUUCACACAAAUAAAUCGGUAACUCUGAUACUUAGAACAAUGAGAGAAGUCGCAAAAUCAACCGGAAUGUUCAAGAAAAUUCUAGAAAAAACCCGAUCUAAAUCCGUUAAGUAGUUCUCUUGUGAAAAG